UGCACAUACGCAUUUACAUAAAAACAAUAUAGAAUAUAAAUUUUGGUAUAAAAAGAAGUGAUGGUCACAUUUCGAACAUAUUGGUAAUUUGGUAUACCCCGAAGAACUAACAUGAAGACCGCUUUCGUUUUAUUAUUCGCUGUUGCUGCAGCUUCGGCCAUCCCCAUCGAUGAUGAGAGGCAAUCCGGUGAAGGUGGCUGGUAUGUGCCACAAUCGGAUGGAUCCUUCGAAUGGAUGACCACCGAACAAGCCGAAGAAAUGCGUGCCGCACCAAGUGGUCGCGCCGCUGCUGUAGUAUAUUUCCACUUGUACACCAACGAAAACCCCACAACACCAGACACAAUCGUUGCUGGCGAUGCCGCUUCUUUGGCUGCGUCCCACUUCAACCGAGCAAAUCCAACCAAAUUCGUAAUCCACGGUUGGCAAUCAGACUCCGAUUCCGAUUUGAACCCUUUGAUCCGUGACGCUUACUUGUCGAAGGGUAAAUUCAACGUUAUCUGCGUAGAUUGGAGCGACAAGGCACAGACACUCAAUUAUGCUGCAUCUGUAAUGCGUGUGCCCGGUGUUGGUAAACAGGUCGCUUCCUUCAUUGACUUCUUACACAAGGAUGGUGGUCUGUCUUACGCCAACUUACAAGUGAUCGGUCACAGUUUAGGCGCUCAUGUAUCCGGUUAUGCGGGCAAGAAUGUGCGUUACGGACGUAUCCAACAAAUUACCGGUUUGGACCCUGCCCUACCCAUGUUCAGCUAUGACAAACCUGCUGAACGUUUAAACCAAAACGAUGCCUACUAUGUGGAGUCCAUUCAAACUUGCGGUGGUCUUUUGGGUUUCUUGAGACCAAUUGGUAAGGCUGCUUUCUAUCCUAACGGUGGUAAAAGUCAACCCGGUUGUGGUCUCGAUCUUGCCGGUUCAUGCGCCCAUUCACGUUCAUGGAUCUACUAUGCUGAAUCUAUCCAAAAGAAUAAUUUCCCAUCGAUGAAGUGUUCUGAUUAUGAAAAUGCUGUGGAGAAAUCUUGUGGUAAGACCUACUCUUCCGUACGCAUGGCUGCCCCCACCAACUAUGUCAACGCCGAUGGUGAUUUCUAUGUUCCAGUGAACAAGAAGGCCCCCUAUGGUAAGGGUAAAUAAAUUGAUAUUAUUCUGAUAUUCAGAAUAUGAAAGAAUUAUGAAUUGCUUAAAUAAAAAAAUUAAAAAAAUGUAUAA
Zeugodacus cucurbitae (melon fly) is the source of this 1203-nucleotide messenger RNA. Its product is annotated as phospholipase A1 VesT1.02-like. Gene Ontology annotation, molecular function: lipase activity. Gene Ontology annotation, biological process: lipid metabolic process. Lineage: Eukaryota; Metazoa; Arthropoda; Insecta; Diptera; Tephritidae. The record is from RefSeq and is a predicted model, not a curated record. The transcript has 2 exons. The coding region runs from base 112 to 1128 and encodes 338 amino acids.